Molecule: messenger RNA, 2064 nt
Organism: Saccharomyces kudriavzevii IFO 1802
Lineage: Eukaryota; Fungi; Ascomycota; Saccharomycetes; Saccharomycetales; Saccharomycetaceae
Gene: FRE1
Product: ferric/cupric-chelate reductase
Exons: 1
Coding region: 1-2064 (687 amino acids)
Biological process (GO): intracellular iron ion homeostasis; iron ion transport; copper ion import
Cellular component (GO): plasma membrane
Molecular function (GO): ferric-chelate reductase activity
Source: RefSeq, a predicted model, not a curated record
AUGAUCCGAAUUCGUGUGUUAUUCUGCCUAUUUAUAUCCUUUAUUGCAGUGGUACAAUCGAGUGCUACAAUAAUAAGCUCUUCGUGUGUUUCUCAAGCUUCACUCUACCAGUUCGGGUGUUCUAGUAGUAGGACUCUAAGUUGCUACUGUAAUAACGUCAAUUGGCUGGGCUCAGUAACCGCAUGUGCCUAUGAAAACUCUAAGUCUAACAAGACGUUAGACAGCACCUUAAUGAAACUUGCCGCACAAUGUUCAAGCAUCAAAGUUUACACUUUAGAGGACAUGAAGAAAAUUUAUUUAAACGCCUCAAAUUAUUUAAGAGCUCCUGUGAAAAGCGACACGAAACUUGUGGUUAAUCAACCUCUAACGGCGAACGAGACAGCGUACCAUUACUAUUACGAAGUCAGUUAUGGUACACAUCUUAACCUAAUGCGUUCUCAAUGGUGUGCCUGGGGUCUUGUCUUCUUUUGGGUGGUCGUGCUUGCUGUCGCCACUGUUUUCAAUAUUAUGAAAAGGAUAUUCGGUAAAAGCAUUGUGCCAAACUCCAUCAAAAAAUCACUUAUUUAUCCCUCCGUCUAUAAAGAUUAUCAUGAAAGGACCUUUUAUCUAUGGAAACGUCUGCCAUUCAAUUUCCCAACUAGAGGCAGAGGUCUAGUUGUGUUAGUCUUUGUUAUUUUGACUAUAUUGUCCCUAAGUUUCGGCCAUAAUAUCAAACUUCCUCACCCCUAUGAUAGACCUAGAUGGAGAAGAAGUAUGGCUUUCGUAAGUCGCAGAGCGGAUUUAAUGUCUGUUGCACUUUUCCCUAUAGUUUAUCUAUUUGGAAUAAGAAAUAACCCUUUCAUUCCCAUAACAGGCAUUUCGUUCUCCGCAUUCAAUUACUAUCACAAAUGGUCUGCAUACGUCUGUUUUAUGUUGGCUGUUGUUCAUUCGAUUGUCAUGACAGCUUCAGGAGUCAAAAGGGGUGUUUUCCAGGCUUUAGUACGCAAAUUAUACUUUAGAUGGGGUAUAGUAGCAACGAUAUUGAUGUCUGUGAUUAUUUUCCAAAGUGAGAAAGUUUUUAGAAAUAAAGGGUACGAAAUUUUCCUUCUUAUUCAUAAAGCUAUGAAUAUUAUGUUCAUUAUUGCCAUGUAUUAUCAUUGCCAUACUCUGGGCUGGAUGGGCUGGAUUUGGUCAAUGGCAGGUAUAUUAUGCUUUGAUAGGUUCUCGAGAAUUGUAAGAAUCGUUAUGAAUGGAGGCUUGAAAACUGCUACGUUAAGCACUACCGCUGAUUCCAAUGUUAUUAAAAUUUCGGUGAAAAAACCGAAGUUCUUCAAAUAUCAAGUGGGUGCUUUUGCAUACAUGUAUUUCCUAUCACCAAAGAGUGCAUGGUUCUACAGUUUUCAAUCCCAUCCAUUUACAGUAUUAUCAGAACGACACCGUGAUCCAAACAACCCGGAUCAAUUAACCAUGUAUGUCAAGGCAAACAAGGGUAUCACUCGGGUUUUAUUGUCAAAAGUCCUUAGCGCUCCAAAUCACACUGUGGAUUGCAAAAUAUUCUUGGAAGGUCCAUAUGGUGUAACAGUACCACAUAUAGCUAAAAUAAAAAGAAAUUUAGUAGGCGUAGCCGCUGGCUUGGGUGUUGCGGCUAUUUAUCCACACUUUGUUGAAUGUUUGCGUCUACCAUCCACUGAACAGUUCCAGCAUAAGUUCUACUGGAUUAUCAAUGACCUAUCGCACCGAGAAUGGUUUGAAAAUGAACUGCAGUGGUUGAAGGAGAGGAAUUGUGAAGUUUCAGUCAUAUUCACUGGUUCUAGUUGUGAGGAUACAAAUUCUGACGAGAGUACAAAGGGCUUCGACGACAAAGAAGACGGUAAAAUCACUGUGAGAUGCCUCAACAAAAGACCUGACUUGGAGGAACUAGUACGUUCUGAAAUUAAACUCUCGGAACUAGACAACAAUAACGUCACCUUUUAUUCUUGCGGGCCAGCAACCUUCAACGAUGACUUUAGACACGCAGUCGUUCAAGGUUUAGAUUCUUCUUCGAAGAUUGAUGUUGAACUAGAAGAAGAAAGUUUUACAUGGUAA